Molecule: messenger RNA, 1572 nt
Organism: Oncorhynchus tshawytscha (Chinook salmon)
Lineage: Eukaryota; Metazoa; Chordata; Actinopteri; Salmoniformes; Salmonidae
Product: peptidyl-prolyl cis-trans isomerase D
Exons: 10
Coding region: 87-1202 (371 amino acids)
Biological process (GO): protein peptidyl-prolyl isomerization; protein folding
Molecular function (GO): peptidyl-prolyl cis-trans isomerase activity; protein binding
Source: RefSeq, a predicted model, not a curated record
UUCUUUUUGAGUGUUGCUGACGAGUCGCUGAUAACUAGGAGUAUUGUGGAAGUAACUUUAGCUAGCUGACGUUUAGAAUUUUAGAAAUGUCUAACGCAACACCCGUGACCAAGCCUUCAAACAAAGAAAACCCCCGUGUCUUCUUUGAUGUAGACAUUGGUGGUGAAAGAGCUGGCCGAAUCGUGUUCGAACUGUUUGCUGAUGUUGUCCCCAAAACCGCUGAAAACUUUCGAGCACUCUGUACUGGAGAGAAGGGAACUGGCAAAACCACAGGAAAACCACUCCAUUUCAAAGGAUGUCCUUUCCACAGGAUUAUCAAGCAGUUCAUGAUCCAGGGAGGAGAUUUCUCCAACCAGAACGGCACUGGAGGGGAGAGCAUCUAUGGGGAGAAGUUUGAAGAUGAGAACUUCCAUUACAAGCACGACAAAGAGGGCUUGCUGAGUAUGGCCAAUUCUGGACCCGCCACCAAUGGCUCCCAGUUCUUCAUCACCACUGUGCCCACUGCUCAUCUAGAUGGCAAACACGUUGUCUUUGGACAAGUCUUGAAGGGGUUAGGGCUGGUGAAAACACUGGAGGCCAUAGAGACUAACGAGGACACACCUCUCAAGCCCUGUGUAAUUGCCGAGUGUGGUGAGCAUAAACAUGGAGACAACUGGGGAGUAGCCCCGAACGACGGCUCAGGGGACACCCAUCCAGACUACCCAGAGGACGCCGACGUCGAUUUAAAAGAUGUUGACAAAGUCCUAUGUGUUGCUGAGGAUAUUAAGAAUAUUGGGAACAACUUUUUCAAGAACCAAGACUGGCAGUCUGCAAUCAAGAAGUACUCCAAAGCUCUCAGGUAUCUGGCAGUUGCCGGUGAUGAGCAGGAGAUUGAGAAAGCCCAGGCGAAGCUGGAGCCCACGGCGGUGAGCUGCAUUCUCAACACCGCUGCCUGUAAACUGAAGAUGCAGCUCUGGCAGGAAGCCAUGGACAGCUGUGACGAGGCACUGGAGUUGAACCAGAAAAACACUAAAGCUCUGUUCAGGAGGGCCCAGGCCUGGCAGGGACUGAAGGAGUACAGUAAAGCCAUGAGUGAUCUGAAGAAAGCUCAAGAAAUAGCACCAGAGGACAAAGCGAUUGGAAACGAGAUGAAGAGAGUCCAGUUGAAAGUGAAGGAGGAAAAGGAGAAAGAGAAGCAAAUCUAUGCAAAAAUGUUUGCAUGAAGAUCAGACAAUCAUUUGAUAAAGUCCACUCGCCAAUAAUGAGUUAUUUCUGUAAGGCAGCUAGCUACAAUCAGGUCCCAAUUGAAAACCACCACAGUAUAAUAUUGGCUGUUGAAAGUUAUUUGUGUGGCUGAAAAUUAAGUAUGGAGGACGCUUAACCCUGUCAGCAUUUUGUCUGAGUAUUUCACUGUAUUCAUUUAUUUGGAGUGUUAUGUCAAUGAUACUCAUGUUUACAAAGAACUACUGUAAUAUCCCUUUGUCUGAAUGUUUAAGAUAAGCCAUAAAAUUGUGGUUGGUUAGUUAAGACUCAUUCUGGAAUUUGCCUACUCCACCUGUAUGCGGUGCAAUUAAAUUCUACCUGAACAUUCAA